AUGGAUGUCGCACCAACAUUUGGUCCUCGGGUGAUCUGCGAUGUCUUCGCUGGCACCGUCAACACCAGAGAUAACACUUUGAACAUCUCCACCGUUGCAACUCCUGGUCACAUUCGUUUAAUCGACUGUCAGGUCUUGAAAGACCAGGGCUUCAUCCGUAUCAUCGAGUUCCCGGACUUUCCCACUGUUCCAUACGCCGCAAUGUCCUACCCGUGGCGCGGUGUACCCGUGGACUCCACCUACACCCAGCACACCUUCUCCGUCCAUGGCGCCGAGCAUGCCGAUCCCAUCGGUCUUGACACCCUUCGUCACGCUUGCGCCGCAUCCUUGCAGCACGGAUGUCCCUACCUCUGGCUCGACAGACUAUGCAUCAUCCAAGACAACCACGACGACAAGAACUGGCAUAUUCGGCAAAUGCACCAGGUAUACACUUCUUGUAGCGUCUGCAUCGUGCUGCCAGGAGGGAUCCAACGUCUUGUACGCCUGGAUGAGGAGACACCUUGGAUACAUCGGAGCUGGACGCUGCAGGAGGCUCUCGCUCCGCGACAGGUGGUCGUUCUUGUAGCUUGGAGACUAGGUUCAGGAACAGCGUUAAGCGGCGGAAAGUCGCGGCAGAUCCACGAAGUCAUCGCCGGCGAGUCUGCCACUGCUCCCCUCUCCUUCCUCCUGGAAGCCUGCAUCUCCGGCUCCCUAACCUUUACGCCCGCGGUGGCGCCUCCUGGCCUCGAGAAGCCUUUCCACGUUGAAACGUCCAUAUUCAACAGCCUUCCCUCCAGAAACGUGCUCCACGACAAACCAUUCUGGCGUCCACAGCGGAAGAGUUUGACUACUCACGCCGUCGCGCUUACGAUCGCUAUGGACGACGUUCUUUCCACCGACCUCGACGCCCGGAACUACGCUAUCUGGCAAAGCGCAUUGUUGCGAACAUGCUUUCGUCCCGUGGACACAAUACUCAGCCUCAUGGGGCUGUUUGGCGUCGAUCUGGACCCAGCACAAUUUCACAAGGACGACAGGCACGGGGCCACGAUUGCCCUCGCACAAGCCAUUCUACGGUCCGGCGGCAGCGCGAGUUGGUUAGGUGUCGGCUACCGUAUAGAGCCUGACCGUUGUCUGUCGACAUUCCCUACUUUCCCGCAUCCUGGCGUCAGCGGGGUCGCGUAUGUCCAGACGAGAGGCCGGGUGCAGGGGGUCGGCGACCUGCUCGAUCCAGUGUACCCCAUCGGGGCAGCCCUCGUCCCGCUACCCCGCGGCGACAUGGACGACACGGGCUACCUGACCUUCUCGGCCAAGGCGCUCCGAGUGCGCCUGACCAGGUCGGCCUCGAGGGGGCCCCGACGGACCCUGAGGGCUCUCGACGGCUCUGAAUGGGAGGUCCAUGACGAGUCGAACCCUGUCACGUCUCAGGAUGCCCGCUGCGACGACCUCGGCACGGGCCCCAGUCGCCUCGCGUACGCGGCGCUCCUCGGAUGGUUCAGUCGAUACAGCCCUGGGAUGAGCACUGCGCACGACAGGGAGAACGUGCGGGUGAUGCUCCUGGAGGAGCACGCCGUGGGGAUGUUUCAUCUCCGUUCGUUCUUUGCGCUGAACCAGAGCGAGAAGGCGUACGUCCUCGGCUGGCCCGAGCGCGACUUCCGCGUGGGUGGGCCUGACGUCCCGGAUGAGGGUCCCAGUGUUGCUUCUGGGACGGGAUCGGCGGAGGGAGGUGACGAGACCUUCAUCAGCUAGGAGCAGGGCUAGCCUCAUGACCCAUGGACGAGCCUUGCUACGAGCAGUUAAGACCCUGGUCACGACUUAUCACGACUGUGUUAUGCUCAGGCUGUCUCACGUUUUCUACGACAUCACGCCAGAUAGUAAC
Molecule: messenger RNA, 1855 nt
Organism: Dichomitus squalens LYAD-421 SS1
Lineage: Eukaryota; Fungi; Basidiomycota; Agaricomycetes; Polyporales; Polyporaceae
Exons: 2
Coding region: 1-1725 (574 amino acids)
Source: RefSeq, a predicted model, not a curated record